AUGCGGAGACUUGCGCUGGUGCUUGCAGCGCUGGCAGCGACCUCGCAGGCCGUCGAGGUUAGCGUCUGCGGCGACGCCACGUACGACUUGCCCGAGGACCGAGGAGUGGUCUGCGCGUCGGCCGAUCCGAUACCCCCGGGCACGGCGUGUCCGCUGAAGGGCGACAAGGCGAGCGCCGACUGCUUCGAGAACCUGCCGUCGUACGCUAGCGGCGCUUGCGUAGCGCCCGAAGACGCAGUGUGUGCUUUAGUGACAGACUCGACGUGGGGAUGCGUGCUACUGUCCGUGGGGUGCGGUGGGAAGACACUUACGACGGCAGCCCCG
This is a messenger RNA of Phytophthora sojae, 324 nucleotides long. RefSeq lists its product as hypothetical. The transcript has a single exon. NCBI's taxonomy places the organism in Eukaryota, Oomycota, Peronosporomycetes, Peronosporales, Peronosporaceae. The record is from RefSeq and is a predicted model, not a curated record. The annotation marks the transcript as partial.